This is a messenger RNA of Bolinopsis microptera, 1478 nucleotides long. Its product is annotated as legumain-like. The record is from RefSeq and is a predicted model, not a curated record. The coding region runs from base 79 to 1386 and encodes 435 amino acids. The transcript has a single exon. Lineage: Eukaryota; Metazoa; Ctenophora; Tentaculata; Lobata; Bolinopsidae. Gene Ontology annotation, biological process: vacuolar protein processing. Gene Ontology annotation, molecular function: cysteine-type endopeptidase activity.
CAUAGACAUGCAGCUGAUAUUGUAGCACACUUCCUUUCUUGCAUCCUCGUCUGUGUUUGAAUUUAAGAAAAACGUGACAUGUUUAGGAUCGCCCUGGUCGCGGCCUGUUUCCUGCUUGCAGUACAAUCCCACCCUAUUGAGGAUCUUCUCCAGCAGCCUGAAGAAGGAGGACAGAUAUGGGCAGUUAUUAUUGCUGGGUCGAAAAAUUGGUACAACUACCGGCACCAGUCUGACGUGUGUCAUCUCUAUCAUCUUCUGACCAAAAAGCAUGGGAUUCCCAAGAAAAACGUCAUCACCUUUAUGUACAACGACAUCGCCUUCAACGAAGAAAACCCGCACCAAGGAGUCAUAAUCAACGCUCUCCAUGGUAAAGAUGUGUAUGAAGGUGUCAUGAUAGAUUACAUGGGAAAGGACGUAACUCCACAGCUUUUCUUGGACGUCCUAAUGGGCAAAGACAUGGAGUUCGGCAGCCGUAAGAGUCUAAAGAGUGGACCAAAGGACACAGUUUUCGUAAACUUUGUCGAUCACGGAGGUCCUGGAGUACUCGGAUUCCCCGCAGGUGAACUUCACGUUGCAGACCUGACCAAGACCCUUCAGACUAUGUACAUGGAUAAACAUUACAAACAGAUGCUAUGGUACGUAGAAGCUUGCUAUUCCGGGUCUAUGUUCGACGAGUUGAGUCCUGACAUGAACAUCACAGCUCACACUGCAUCAAACACAAAGGAGAGCUCUUACGCUUGUGUUAAAGACGAGGAGAUGGAUGUGUACCUUGGAGACUGCUGGAGCCUCAACUGGAUGAACAACACUGAGCAGAUUUACCCUAAUUUGUCAAAGGAAACUGUGGAAGAGCAAUACGAGAUUGUGAAGAACAUGACUACCCACAGUCAUGCCUCAAUUUACGGUGAUUUGACUUACAUUUACAAGGAGCCAAUCUCCGUGUUCCUCGGUCAUCCUGGAAGUGCAAUAGAGGUUGAGCCAGUUUCUGACUGGGACUAUAUUUACAAGCCUAUUCCCAGCCAGGAUGUGAUGAUGGAAUAUCUCAAAAGUAAAAGAGAUAAGUCCUUCGAUGUGGAGGAAACUGAGAAACUAGACGCAGAGAUCAGGUAUCACAUUUUAACCGAGGGCAAGGUCCAGGAGGUUUUGGAUCAGAUCUCUCGCCAAGUUACUGGUUCCCGGGAGAUGGAUACGGUGUUCUCUAGGCAUCCACAAACUAUAGCUCAUCCAGAGUGCAACAAAGGUGUGCUGAGUGCUUUCUUCAGCCAGUGCUACAAGAUGCAGACACACCCUUACAUCACCAAAUAUCUCUAUCGUCUCACCAACCUCUGUAAUGCGUACAAUGUGAAGAAUAUCGUAAGUGCUGUCACCGACAACUGUAAUUGCAACUGAAAUGAACUGUAUACAAAAUUAUCUUGAAUAAUGAAGAAUUGAAGGACUUCUACAUUUUUGUUGGGAUGUUUUGUUUUGUAAGGUUUUUAAGA